AUGUCUGCCGUGGAAGUCGAGUUCACGAAACCAAGCUCUACCCAACAUCACAACCCAGCAGCCACGCACUUUAUCGAAACCCAAUAUCACAGCCUAACAGCCACGCACUUCAUCCAAGACAACUCGCACCAGUAUCGUCUUCAUUCGACAUCUCAAUCCAGCGCACGGAAAUCCGUCGAUUCUUCAUUCGCUCUGCGAAAGCCACCUCUACGCAAGUUUCCAUCAAACUUGUUACCCCCCACCACCAUGUUGGCCUACAACAGCGUAUUGAAGAUCGCCCUGCUGGCGUUGGCGGCAACGCAGGCGAUGGCGAACGGGAAAUGGGACAUCUGGUUCAAGAAAGGUGGCGAUGUGUGGGGUGGUUUUGGGAAGCUAGGCGAGGUUAACUGCGCCGACCUGAAGCAGAUGGGUGUUGUGCCUGGGGACAGCCAGCCCGACACUGUGCAAGUCCUCGCCAAUCAGUAUACCGUCGAGUUAUACGAUGACGACUAUCAUUGCAAAGAAAAAUCUGGACCGCUAUUAUUGCAUAAAUCGGGAGAGCACGAGUACGAGUGGCCUCCGAACGCCAAGUACCUCAAAGCGACGAAGACAUAG
This is a messenger RNA of Anthostomella pinea, 594 nucleotides long. The record is from the annotation of a GenBank genome assembly. Lineage: Eukaryota; Fungi; Ascomycota; Sordariomycetes; Xylariales; Xylariaceae.